AUAUAUACUUCACCAAGUUUAUAUAUAUCCUCCAGAAGUUGGAGGACUCACAUGCACUUUCUGCAACUAGCCACUUUCUUUCAAAGUAUAAACUGAUGGGCUUCAUCUUCAUCACAAUCCUCAAAAGCUGAACCCAGAGAGAGAGAGAGAGAGAGAGAGUGCAUGCAGCAUUUACUCUAAGAUGCUGGCAAUCUUAGCAAUUCCCGCAUGUCAAGCUUUUCUUCUUCCCUUGGCUGCUCAUGAACCCGGCGAGGUGAACCAAAUUCAAGGUCACAAGAACGUUCGCCAAAAUCUUCACAAGAUGAAUGCGAAGAUAAACAAGGACAUAGCAGUGCACGGGCUCCUGCUUUGGUCGUCAAUGGGUUUCUUGAUGCCUCUCGGAAUACUCGUAAUACGAUUGUCCAUUAGAGAGGAAAACCGCGCACGGGCCAAAGCGUUCUUUUUCAUUCAUGUCAUCUUGCAGGUACUCUCACUACUCCUCGCCACAUCUGGAGCUAUACUAUCAAUCAAAACCUUCGAAAAUUCAUUCGACAACCAGCAUAAGAGAAUUGGCCUCAUUCUCUAUGUAGCCAUUUGGGUACAAGCCUUGACUGGACUCCUGAGACCCCGUAGGGGGACUAAAAGGAGAAGCACUUGGUAUUUCUUGCAUUGGAUUCUCGGAACAGCCGUUUCACUCCUGGGGAUCAUCAACAUCUACACCGGCAUAAUGGCCUUUCACGACAAGACAUCGAGAGCUUCGUGGGUGUGGAACAUCCUCUUCACCGCUCAAGUCUCUCUGAUCGCCUUCUUGUAUCUCUUCAUAGAUAAAUGGGACUACAUGCAUAGACAAGGCGUGACCCCGGAUAACGGCCCAACCACACCGUCAACUAACAGUUUAACGAGCUCCCAGAUCGGGAGCCGCAAGGAGUUGGUGCUCGUAUCAUGUUCGAAACAAAACGCUCUCAAGAACUUGUUCGAUUAGUCCGCACACUGACAUCGCCUGAACCAUCGAGUUCGACAGGUUUUACAUGAAAUUUGUCGGAUUCAAUAGUUACAAUCCAUUUAGAUAGAUACAUCAGCACAUUUUUCUUUCUCUUGUUUGAUUUUUCAUUUUGCUUUGUUUCUGGGAGCAUCGACCCUAAUUUCUUCUCUUUGAUUAUUUGCUCUCUACAAUAGUAAAUUUGUUUUACGGCUCGAACUCCUAAAAGACUCUCUUAAAAGUUCGAAAAAUUGCACGAAUGCGACUCAUUUGCAUCUCACGAUGCACACAAAUCCUUGGAAGCAGAGGAACUAUAAUUAUUCAAGGGUUUUUUUUUUGUGUGUUGGAUGAAUUCACAUGUAUCGGAUUCGUGCAAUGUGUGGUCCCAUGUAUGAUAUUUGUUUGAAUUGGGGAAUUCAAUAGUACCAAAUGAUGCCAUGGUGUCUGUCUAUA
Molecule: messenger RNA, 1411 nt
Organism: Syzygium oleosum
Lineage: Eukaryota; Viridiplantae; Streptophyta; Magnoliopsida; Myrtales; Myrtaceae
Product: cytochrome b561 domain-containing protein At4g18260
Exons: 4
Coding region: 182-961 (259 amino acids)
Molecular function (GO): transmembrane monodehydroascorbate reductase activity
Source: RefSeq, a predicted model, not a curated record